Messenger RNA from Betta splendens (Siamese fighting fish), 4855 nucleotides. RefSeq names its product LIM domain kinase 1a (gene limk1a). The transcript is spliced from 16 exons. NCBI's taxonomy places the organism in Eukaryota, Metazoa, Chordata, Actinopteri, Anabantiformes, Osphronemidae. Gene Ontology annotation, cellular component: cytoplasm; neuron projection; nucleus. Gene Ontology annotation, molecular function: protein serine/threonine kinase activity; protein binding; ATP binding. Gene Ontology annotation, biological process: actin cytoskeleton organization; protein phosphorylation; positive regulation of stress fiber assembly. The record is from RefSeq and is a predicted model, not a curated record. Bases 192 to 2219 code for a protein of 675 amino acids.
CAGGAGGAAGCCGUGUGCGCCGCCGCAAGGAGCGACCGACGCACAGCAACACGACCGGCGGGCGCGCUGCGGUGCUGCUGCUGCUGCUGCUGCUGCUGGUGCUGGUGGUGCUGGUGGUGCUGGUCGGACACCGGAUCCUCUGUCGACCAGAGACGGCUGGCUCUGUCCCGGAGCUCGGUGUCGGAGAGUGAAUGAGGUUGAUGCUGCUUUGUUGCACCUGGAAGGACGAACGCAUGGGAGAGGAGGAAGCGGGGGGGAGUUUGCCCGUGUGUGCGGGGUGCAGACAGAGGAUCUACGAUGAGCAGUACCUGCAGGCCCUCAACAAUGACUGGCACACGACCUGCUUCAGGUGCUGUGAGUGCAGCGCCUCACUGUCCCACUGGUACUAUGAAAAAGAUGGACGGCUCUUCUGCAAGACCGACUACUGGGCCAAGUUCGGGGAGCUGUGCCACGGCUGCAACGACCCCAUCACCACUGGCCUCAUCAUGGUUGCAGGAGAACAGAAAUAUCACCCAGAAUGCUUCACCUGCCUGAACUGCAGGACGUUCAUCGGUGAUGGGGACACAUACGCUCUGGUGGAGAGAUCCAAACUCUACUGUGGCCACUGUUACUACCAGACCAUUGUCACCCCGGUGUCCUUGCCGGACUCACCAUGCUCGCGGAUCCCCCACACCGUCACGCUGGUGUCCAUCCCAGCGUCCACCGAGGGCAACAGCGGGCGCCGAGGCCGCGGCUUCUCGGUGGCCAUCGACCAGCCCCUCAGCCCCACCGACCGCUGCAGCCCGGACGGACCCACCGUCAGAGUCUCCCAGGUGGACACAGACUGCAUCAGUCCAGAUGUGAAAAAUUCCAUUCAUGUUGGAGACAGGAUCCUGGAAAUCAACGGGACGCCUAUUCACAACGUUCCUCUGGACGAGAUUGAUCUGCUGAUUCAGGAGACGAGCCGACUGCUCCAGCUCACCAUCGAACACGACCCUCACAUUCAGGGGGGAGAGGGAGGCUCCUCUGAGCCUGAAGACCAGGUGGACGGCCCCCUGUCCCCCCCUCUGUCAGAGGGUCCCAGCCCCAUUCUGCCCAUCACCCAGCCUCCUAAUCCCGACCUCAGCAACCUGAGGUCCCGCAUUAUCACACGGAGCUACAGCAUCGAUAAGUCUCCAGGCUCCAGCAACACAGCGUCCCCCAUCUCCCAGAGGAAGGACAUCAAUCGAUCGGAGUCGCUCAGAGUCGUGUCAAAUCGCACUCACCGCAUCUUCCGCCCGUCUGACCUGAUCCACGGAGAGGUGCUGGGGAAGGGCUGCUUUGGACAGGCCAUUAAGGUGACCCACAAGGAGACAGGGGAGGUGAUGGUGAUGAAAGAGUUAAUCCGCUUUGACGAUGAGACACAGAAAACAUUCCUGAAAGAGGUGAAGGUCAUGCGUUGCCUGGAUCACCCCAACGUGCUCAAAUUCAUUGGCGUCCUGUACAAAGACAAGAGGCUCAACUUCAUCGCCGAGUACAUAAAGGGAGGCACUUUGAGGGAAAUCAUCAAGAAAAUGGACAGUAACUAUCCCUGGAACCAGCGGGUCAGUUUUGGCAAGGACAUCGCUGCUGGGAUGUCUUAUCUGCAUUCCAUGAACAUAAUCCACCGAGACCUGAACUCUCACAACUGUCUCGUCAGAGAGGACAACACAGUGGUGGUGGCAGACUUUGGGCUGGCGCGGCUCAUGAUCGACGACAAGCACGCGGACGCGCUGACCCAGGGCAAGCUGCCCGGCCUGAAGAAGCCGGACCGCAGGAAGAGGUACACCGUGGUGGGAAACCCCUACUGGAUGGCCCCAGAGAUGAUCCACGGGAAAAGUUACGAUGAACGAGUGGACAUCUUUUCCUUUGGGAUCAUGCUCUGCGAGAUAAUUGGCAGGGUGAACGCGGACCCGGACUACCUCCCUAGGGCGACGGACUUUGGUCUGAAUGUGUCAGGCUUCCUGGAGCACUACUGCCCCCCAGAUUGCCCGCCCGCCUUCUUCCCUAUGGCUGCUGUGUGCUGCGACCUCGAUGCAGACAAACGCCCUGCGUUCUCCAAGCUGGAGCAGUGGCUCGAGAACCUGAAGAUGCACCUGGACAUCGGCCUGCCGCUCGUGUCCGAGGUGGACCAGCUGCACAAGGCCUUCUGGGAGCACCACGACGUCCCGCGCCCCGAAAACGGCCUGCACACCCACCCUGAGCAGCCGGAGCAGGACUAGACGCGACGGGAGGCGCGGGAAAUCACUCCCACGGGAGCUGCGACCGUGCAGCGGGCUCAGGCUGGUCUAAGCGCAAUGAACAGACUCAGGGGGAAGAUGUGGCUCUGAAAGGCCGCCUGUGCAAAAUGCACGCCCACAUUCGAAUCAGUCCAGUCCCGAUGGUACCGUGAUAGAUUCAUUCUGCUGCACCCGUGGUGGAACAUGUCAUAUGCAAUCAGAUGUAACUUUCGAAUCAUGACUCAGCGUGUGAAUCGUAGAUUUAGCACUAGCCGCCACACCCUUCAGAAUACUUCCUGUCCUCGCUGUAGUGUGAAUAUUCAUGCGGAUCAAUUAGUCCAAAAGACUGGCAACCUUCGACCUAAGAACCCGGGCCUCUGCAGGUCGCACGGCGUUUGCAGGUGCUUCUGUGUGAGUGUGCUUUUGUUUCGGCGCUCGAACCUGAACCUGCUAAAUGCAAAUGAGACGGGCUCGCGUGCCGCUGGAUAUACAGGGGUUGAGAUUCGCUCGCUUAUUUCAGUCAAACAGGACAUUUCAAGCUUUGAACAGCUCACUGAAACGUGCAUGAAAUGCCGUGAGGUCACGUCCUGGUUCAUUGUGCAUCUCUGGCCUUUUUAGCGUAUUUCAUCCAUAUUGACGUGGCUUCUUAAGCUUUGAAACUCAGACUAGUGUACAUAGCUGGCGACAUUGUAAAUGUUUUAAAUAAUGUAAAUGUACAGACAUAUUUUAUAUACGUAUGCUACAUUGCCAUAUUUUUAUUGGCCGACCAGUUGAAAUGAGCGGGAGAGGAGGUUUGACUGCGGUUUAAUGGGCACAGGUGAAAGUUUUCUUAUUUUUUCUACAUGGUCGCUGCUGUGGCAGGUUAGGGGCUUUUAGCAUUUAACAAAUUAGGACUCUUGUCGCCAUAAAGCAUCUCUAAAUAUCAAUUAGAACCUAUCGUGUCCCGUCAUCAAAAGGUGUUCAAGCCUUAUGGUCGUCUUGUUCCUUGAUGUAAAUGUGUAAAGCUGAUUUGAAGAAACUGGAUUGUCUGAACAGCUCAGAAUUCAGAACGGGGUUAUUGCCUUGUGAAUCUGAAAAAUCAACUUUGGAGGUCAAUGCGUCUGUUAGUCAUUCACUCUUAUCUCAUGUACUGUACUCUUGUUCAGGUUGGAGGGCGAUAUCUCCAGGUACUGCCUCAUCGUGUUUGUCCACACAUCUGUCUCUCCCCCCGUGGACGGCCCACUGGUUGUUUACAUGUCAACGCUAGCUGUAAAUAUCACUGUCUCUCCGCUGUCCGCUCACGCGUCCGCCUUCUCUCGCGACAUUUACAUCUCUGUCUUCGUUUCCUGCGGUUGUUCUCACGAGCUGCAUGAUGUCCCAGCUUUUAAAUCGAGCUGUUUUGCCUCUAAAUAUUAUUAGUUUAAAUAAGAAAAGAAAAGAAAAGAAAGAAAGAUUUUAAAAAAGCCAUGGUAAAAUAAAAAAACACUGUUUUCACUGAAAUCUGUUUUCUAUAGAUUUUAGUCCUUUACUUUGCACUAUCUUACCAAAUGGCUGUUUUGAAGCCAUUUUUGUUAACUUCCUUUCUUGGGCUACUUGUGAUAAGGAAAUAAUGUCAGUUCAGGUUGAUACACGAAUGCAAGACACUGAUAGAGCCUUUCAACUGUAAAGGGUUAUGGGAGGUUCAACCUCUUGAUAGCAAAAUCCUCAUCAAUCAUGGUGAGAACCUUCUGUUACGUGGUUGUGCAUGGUUCAACUGUUCGACUCCUUAAAGUAAAGCACUGCUGUCACGAUACUGUUAAUAACUUUAUUUUGCUACCAAGAGGAUGUGAAGUCCCAGCUCUUGCCUGCUGCCUACAGACUGGUCCUUUGUGAAAGAUGUCCUGUGUUGCUUCCCACCGCUUGGUUUCACAUGCGAUGCCCGCAGAGGCAGUGCCCAUGUUGAUAACAGAGCGCUGAAAUUGGCUUGUUUCACCUCUAACCUUCACAUCAUACUCUUUUGGCUCAGGGCUGUAAUUUACCGAAGCUUGGUUCACAAUUCACAUAAUCGCAGCCUAAAAGGAAAGCUCGACUACUCAGCAGUGACCGUGACGCUCCGAGAUGUGGGCUUCUGUCAGUGUGUAAGCUGGUGAUUCAGAGUAUGCUUUAUCUAAACAGGCCCCUGGUGGAUGUUUGCCUGUGGGCAUGUACUGCACAUGGGUUUCCGUCUCCAUUGCUUUCUGAGCCAUGUCGAGCAUGUUACGUGUGUCUGUGAGGACGCGUCGAUGAUCAACGAGAAUGUUUCCGCAGCACUUCUUUGCAAAGGAUCGUUACCUCUGAACAAUGCUGUGCCUUUGUUGUAAGCUAGCCUUGCCAACGACUCGAAAUACGUGAACUGAUUUCCUUUUUUAUGUAUCAUAAGUGCAAGCCUGAUUCAAGUGGAUUGAACAUCAUUGCUGAUACUAUGUUGUAUGAGAUUUCAUCGUCUUCUCUAUUAUAUUUAUAUCUCCAUCGUCAGUUUUGAUAUUUUAAUAUACUUUUUUGUCUUAUUUAAUUUUUUACACAAACUGUGAAAACGAUUCUGCACUUUAAUCUUGAACAUGAACAUCUAGAUUUUGAGGAGGCAACUGCCCCCCCCCCUUUUUUGUCACAGCUAAAAAUAAAACUGUUGCUCCUAAAACUAA